This is a messenger RNA of Gigantopelta aegis, 879 nucleotides long. Its product is annotated as tRNA pseudouridine synthase Pus10-like. Gene Ontology annotation, biological process: tRNA pseudouridine synthesis. The record is from RefSeq and is a predicted model, not a curated record. NCBI's taxonomy places the organism in Eukaryota, Metazoa, Mollusca, Gastropoda, Neomphalida, Peltospiridae. Gene Ontology annotation, molecular function: RNA binding; pseudouridine synthase activity.
AUGAGCACUUCAUGGAGCAAAGACCAUCUCUGUUCCAAUUGUUUUGCAGUAUUGAAACAAUGUCUAAAUGAUAGCUCAGCUGAAGAUAUACAAACAUCAGUAGUAGAUCCAGACGAGAGAGACAGAACUGAAGGUGACAUAGACUCUCCACCUUUGAAACGACUUAAACAAGAAGCUGGACGUUAUAACAAGUAUUCACGGUCUCUCAGUCAGACCCCUUGGGUUGUGGGUGGAGUUAAAAAGGCCGAAACAUCUGUAGAAGAAUUGAUGUAUGAUCAACUCUUACCAAUGGUGAGACCUAAUGUAGUACGAUUUGCAUCAUCUGGGAGAGAAGAUGUCGAUGUUCGUAUGCUUGGCUCAGGACGCCCGUUUAUGCUGGAAAUAAUCAACCCAAGAGAGUUGGAUUUUGGUGAUGAUAAAUGUAAAGAACUAGAGACGGCUAUUAAUACAAGUACUAAAGAUAUUGCUGUAAAUAGCCUCAAAAUGGUGGAUCGUAAAGCUGGAGAUAUUAUAAAAAUUGGCGAAGAAGAAAAAAAGAAAUAUUACUCUGCUCUUAUUUGGAGUAGUGAACCAAUUACUCCUGAAACACUGAACUUUCUAGACAAUUUCCAGGACUUAAAAAUUGCUCAAAAGACGCCAAUUCGUGUCCUACAUCGUCGUGCCUUAGCAACACGAGAAAGAACCAUACAUACAAUGAAAUCAAACUACAUUGAUUCUCAUAAUUAGCUGGAACUCUCGACUCAAGCAGGUACUUAUGUCAAAGAAUUUGUUCAUGGAGACUUUGGUAGGACUGUUCCUAACCUCUGUAAAUUAAUGGGUCAUACAGUGGACAUUAUAGCUCUUGAUGUUACUGACAUUCAAGUGGAAUGGCCGCCUUAA